Paramormyrops kingsleyae is the source of this 3116-nucleotide messenger RNA. RefSeq names its product lanosterol synthase (2,3-oxidosqualene-lanosterol cyclase) (gene lss). The record is from RefSeq and is a predicted model, not a curated record. Gene Ontology annotation, cellular component: lipid droplet. Gene Ontology annotation, molecular function: lanosterol synthase activity. Gene Ontology annotation, biological process: cholesterol biosynthetic process; triterpenoid biosynthetic process. Lineage: Eukaryota; Metazoa; Chordata; Actinopteri; Osteoglossiformes; Mormyridae.
GAUUUGCUACUACAUUUCCCUGUCAGCAAUGGAAAUAGGCCGAUCGCUGAGAUAUGGAGAGCUGAAAUUUAAAUGAAUGAAAUAUUGCACAGUUGUUUUUGAGGGAUUUCAUGAUGACAGAAGGAACGUACCUGCGGAGACGGGGUGGGCCGUAUAAAACGGCUCCGGCCACAGACCUGAGCCGCUGGAGGCUGUCAAAUGUGGAGGGCAGGCAGGUCUGGCGUUACCUGGAGGAUCAGGACCAUACCGAUAGGGCGCAGACUAUGCUGGAAGCUCACUCUUUGGGCUUGGAUACGAGCAAGUUUGUCCCAGAUUCCCCUGCUGCAAAAAAUGCCAAGGAGGCGGCACUGAAGGGCAUGGAAUUCUACCGCCUCCUACAGGCUGAGGAUGGGCACUGGGCUGGGGACUAUGGGGGACCCCUUUUUCUGCUACCAGGCCUGCUGAUCACAUGCUAUGUAGCGAAGAUCAGUCUCCCAGAGGCAUGGAAGAAGGAAAUGGUGCGGUACCUCCGCUCUGUGCAGCUGGUGGACGGGGGAUGGGGUCUCCACGUGGAAGACAAGUCGACGGUGUUUGGCACAGCUCUGAGCUACACCACCCUCAGGAUCCUGGGCCUGGGGCCAGACGACCCGGACAUGGUGCGGGCCAGGAACAACCUUCACAGCAAUGGAGGGGCUGCUGGAAUUCCAUCCUGGGGUAAAUUCUGGUUGGCCGUGAUGAACGUGUACAGCUGGGAGGGAAUGAACACUCUCCUGCCAGAGAUGUGGCUCUUCCCUACCUGGAUGCCAGCACACCCGUCCACUCUGUGGUGUCACUGUCGUCAGGUUUACCUGCCCAUGAGCUACUGCUAUGCAGUGAGACUCACUGCUCCAGAGGACCCUCUGGUGCUCAGCCUCAGACAGGAGCUGUACGUCCAGGAUUAUUCGACAAUCAACUGGCCGGCUCAGCGGAACAAUGUGGCCGCAUGUGACUUGUAUACCCACCACAGCACAUUGCUGACCGUUGCUUACAUGGUCAUGAAUGUGUACGAAGCCCAUCACAGCACAGCCUUACGAGCCAAGGCGGUGAAGGAGCUCUAUGACCAUGUCAAGGCCGACGACCGCUUCACAAAGUGCAUCAGCAUCGGUCCGAUCUCCAAGACCAUCAACAUGUUGGUGCGCUGGCACGUGGAUGGGCCCAGCUCAGCCGCUUUCCAGGAGCAUGUGUCCCGUAUCCCGGAUUACCUCUGGUUGGGCCUUGAUGGUUUGAAGAUGCAGGGAACCAACGGAUCGCAGCUGUGGGACACGGCCUUUGCUGCACAGGCCUUCUUGGAGGCCAGGGCAGAGGACAGCCCCAAGUUUACAGAGUGCCUUCAGCAUGCCCAUCAGUUCCUAGCUUUCACUCAGAUACCAGAAAACCCGCCUGACUACAAAAAAUACUACAGACAGAUGAACAAGGGCGGCUUCCCGUUCAGCACGCGCGACUGCGGCUGGAUCGUGGCCGACUGCACCGCCGAGGGGCUCAAGGCGCUGAUGUUGCUGCAGGAGCGCUGUCCCUUCAUCACGUGUCAUGUCCCCAGUGAGCGCCUCUGCGAUGCCGUCAAUGUGCUCCUGAGCAUGAGGAACAGUGACGGUGGAUUUGCCACCUAUGAGACCAAACGUGGAGGGAGGCUCCUGGAGCUAUUGAACCCCUCUGAGGUGUUUGGUGACAUCAUGAUCGACUACACCUACGUGGAGUGCACGUCGGCUGUGAUGCAGGCCCUGAAGCACUUCCAGCAGGCUUUCCCCGAGCACAGGGCACAGGAGGUCAGAUCUACGCUGGACCAGGGCCUCGAGUACUGCAGGAGGGUGCAGAGGCCUGAUGGAUCAUGGGAAGGGUCCUGGGGAGUGUGCUUCACGUACGGUACCUGGUUUGGACUCGAGGCCUUCGCCUGCAUGGGCCAUGUCUUCCAGAGUGGGAUGGCGUGUCCUGAGGUACAGAGUGCUUGCGACUUCCUGCUGGCCCGGCAAAUGGAGGAUGGUGGCUGGGGGGAGGACUUUGAGUCGUGCGAGCAGCGGCGAUACGUGCAGAGCGAGUGCUCGCAGAUCCACAGCACCUGCUGGGCCCUGCUGGGACUCCUGGCCGUCAGGUACCCAGAUACCAAGGUGAUAGAGCGAGGGAUUCAAGUCCUGAUAGAUAAACAGCUCCCCAAUGGAGACUGGCCUCAAGAGAACAUCUCUGGGGUCUUCAACAAGAGCUGCGCCAUCAGCUACACCUCUUACAGGAACGUCUUCCCGGUUUGGACCCUGGGCCGCUUCUCCUGGCUGUACCCCUCCAGCCCUCUUGCCGGGAAGCUGAAACAGUGAGGGGUGCGCGGGGCGGGGGCCAGCCAGAGGCCCCGGGGUCCACUGGCUCAGCACCCACUGCUGGAUGGAUGGGCAGGGUCACGGCUGCCUUUAAUACCCUCUACUAGCCAAACUCAAACGUCUUUGGUUGUCAAGCUGUCUACUUUUUGGAAUACAAUAGAUGUUCAUGGUGUGUAAUUACUGUUAAUACUGAAAAUAUAGAAUGAAUGAGUUUUGUAAUGCAUCCUGUGAGUGGGUUAUUGUCUUUUUGCCUCUAUGGAUGUUAAUGGUUUGCAUUUUUACUGUCCUGAAAAUCAAGGUAAUGAGAUCGUUCAGGUCCAACAAAAAAAGAAAAUAUGAGGCUGAUUAUGUAUGCACAACAGAGCAGAAAGUAAAACAUAUAGGAUAUUCUCACUCAUAAUUGAGGUUUGUUAUGGAAGUAUCCUUACUACAUACUUUUGCUAAUUCAGUAUAGUAUGAUUUCCUUUUGGCUGGUUGUUUUAUUUUUUGUCUUCAGUUUAGCUCACUACAAAGAUCCGGAUGGUUCUAUAAAAUCCAGGUGGAGCCUGACACCUGCUGUGGAGCUUUCUGUGGUUAGACACACUGUCCGUCGUCUGUGUUGAUAAUCUUGAUAUUGAUAUUUUUGGAUCGACCCCCCCCCCCCUCCCCCCCUCAGUGACCAAUGAAAGGAGAUGUUCCUCUCGACUAAUCGGCGCACUGGGAUCUUGCAGUCUGCUGUUACCUUUCCUCUGUAUACCCAGCCAAGUUGGAGCCCCACUCUGCAGUUACUGAUUCACUGCGACCGGAGGUGUAUCA